Molecule: messenger RNA, 1998 nt
Organism: Tetranychus urticae (two-spotted spider mite)
Lineage: Eukaryota; Metazoa; Arthropoda; Arachnida; Trombidiformes; Tetranychidae
Biological process (GO): regulation of transcription by RNA polymerase II
Cellular component (GO): nucleus
Molecular function (GO): DNA-binding transcription factor activity, RNA polymerase II-specific; RNA polymerase II cis-regulatory region sequence-specific DNA binding
Source: RefSeq, a predicted model, not a curated record
UCAGACCAACUUUAGCUUUGGUAAUAAACAAAAAACUCACAAAUGCCAUUCAAUAAAUAAUAGCAAUAAAUAAAUGAAAAACUUUUUCGUUUUCAACUGAAAAUAUUAUUUUUCCCUGUUCGCCAAUUGUGCAAUGAAUUUCAAGUUUCAACCUAUAGACACUUGAUUCUGUAAAUUCUGUUUCUAGUGUGUUCUUUUCUCAUUAUCUCUUCUCUUCAUCUUCUUCUUAUCAUUUGCUCCUCUUAUCGUCAUCACCAUCAGCGACAACAGCAGUUAUAAGUCAAGUCAAACUUGAUUUAGCACAGUUGUCGUGUCAACUCAAAUCAUGGACUCAGAUCAAGGUGCAAUGUCAUCUGAGGAUUACGUUUCAGAUUUGUUUGAACAUCAAAUGGAAUUUGGUUCAGGAUCAACACUAGCCAGUGGUGCUGGUCCAGUCAACGGUGCUAACCAUCAAGUACAACCUUCCCUAGCUCCACCUUUACUCCAUCAUCCAGUUCAUCCUCAUCAUGUAAUCAACCUCAGUGCCAAUAAUCUCAACAACAACACCAAUAACAACAACAACAGCAACAACACAAACACCAACAACAAUAGUCCCAACAACACCAACAACAACAACAACAACUCUAGUCCAACCAACAACAGCAAUACCAACGGCAAUAACCAUCCUCAACACCCUCACCAUCAUCACCACCCUCACCCUCAUCUAACACCUCACCAUAUUCACACUCAUCACCCACACCAUCAUCCUAACCAUCAUUCGUCUUUUGUAUCGACCAACAGUGUCUUUAACACUCUUCCUGGAUCCGGACAUUACACACAACCUUCCGUUCACCACGGCCUCACCAAUGGCAAUGCAUCUAGUGAUCGUAAUGUACAUCAUAAUCCCAAUUCUCAUGCCAUCUCACUUUACCCUGGACCGUCCCCUGGUAUGUCCAAUGGGUCAACCAAUGAUGGUUCACCCGAGUUGAACUUGAAUGAUGAUCAACUGAUUCGUUUAUCAGUUCGUGAGUUGAACAAGCGUUUACAUGGAUAUUCACGGGAAGACAUUCAACGGUUAAAACAGAAACGACGGACCCUCAAGAAUCGAGGUUAUGCUCAAAACUGUCGAACCAAAAGGUUGCGCCAUAAGCAAGACUUGGAAGUACAAAAUCGCCGUUUCGAACAAGAGAAUGCUCGAUAUCGACAUGAAAUAUUGGAAAUUAAAAGUCAACUGGCCUCAUUGAUCCACGAACGGGACUAUUUUAGAGAACAAUAUCACCUUUUGUGCCGUUCAACUGGCCAAACGUCGACCCUUUCCUUUUCAUCUUCCAACAACAACAACAAUCCCAGCAAUACAAACACAACCAACAACACAAACAAUACCAACAACAAUGCCAACGGCAACACCAAUGGUACCAAUGUAACUAGUCAAGAGAUUAAGUACAACGCUUCUAGUCAAGAGCUAAAAUCGAGUCAAGAUCAACACCAACACCAACACCAACAGCAACAACAGCAACACCAUCAUCCCCAACAACACCAACAAUAUCAUCAUCAUCAUCCCCAUCACAGUCACCAUCAACACCAUCCAGGUGAUUCAAUGUCUUCAAUUGGUUCAAGCAGUAAUCCAAGUUCACCGGAAUAUUACAUUCCCAAGUGCAUCCUUUAGUCUCGUCCUAGUUGGGUCGACCCUAUUAGGCCAACAGAAGGUAACAUUGAUCGUUAAACAUCAAAUCUUGAAGCAACAAAAAUCAAAAAAAAAGAAAUUCAAUUUUUCUCGAGAUUUUUUUCUUUGUUUUUCUUCUCUGUUUUCAAUAUUUCAAUAAGUUAUUACAAUUAUUAUUACUACUGUUUAUUUUGUUUUUGUUUCUUCUUCGUCUUCUUCUGGGAACUUCAUCUAUUCACCGACAAAAAACUUCCUUCAUCAAACACAAGAUUCACAUGAUCUUCACUGAUCUCCAAUGAAACUUUAUCAAAGUUAAACAUUCGAUUGAUGAAAGGAAAAGAGAGAAAAAAUUGAAA